Molecule: messenger RNA, 1905 nt
Organism: Esox lucius (northern pike)
Lineage: Eukaryota; Metazoa; Chordata; Actinopteri; Esociformes; Esocidae
Gene: armc7
Product: armadillo repeat containing 7
Exons: 3
Coding region: 168-749 (193 amino acids)
Molecular function (GO): protein binding
Source: RefSeq, a predicted model, not a curated record
GCCUUGUUCUGAUGGGAAACGGAUUGUGGAGGGACCAAUGCAUUCCAAACAUCCGCUCUUUUACGGCAAUAUGUAAAUAAAUUAUUGGUUUAUAUUACAUCAACGCGCAAUACUAUAAAUAUAUUUAUUUGAUCGUUUAUUCAUAGUAACAAUGACCAAGUAAACCCAUGAUGUCUGAAAAGAGUUCUGCAACAGGAUCUGAUCGAUUUAAAUACCUGCAGAUGCUUGUCACUGAGUUUCAGGACACGGACAGUGAUGAAGCCAAAGAACAAGUUUUGGCCAACCUGGCCAACUUUGCCUACGAUCCAAAGAACUUGGAGGACCUAAGGACCCUUCAGGUGAUUGAACUCUUCCUGGACAUGCUCACAGAGGAGAAUGAGAAUUUUGUGGAGUUUGGAAUAGGGGGCCUGUGUAAUCUGAGUAUGGAUCGGGAGUGCCGUGACCAAAUCCUACAAAGUGAAGCCAUUCCUUUGGUAACCGGUUGCCUGUCUAGCCGGCGGGAGGAGACUGUGCUUUCUGCCAUCACUACGCUCAUGAACCUCACCACUCCUGCCUCUUCUGCCCAAACCACUGAUGCCGCAGUGCUACAGUGCAUGUUGCGCUUCUCCAUUUCCCAGAGCCCACGCCUGCACAACCUGGCAACAGUGUUCCUUCAGGAGUGCUGCACUGAGGAACGGGUGGCCCAAGCAGAAGCACAGAUGCUGGGCCACCAUCCCACGGCGCUUGGGAUCCCCCUGCCCAAAGACUAGGCUAAAUCAGAGAGAAAAACAACAGCUAGCUAGAUCUCACUUCUGUUCCACUAGAUUGCUGGAUGUUAUGCUCUCUAAGAGAGAUGUACUAUCACUUACGUAUGGAUAAUGACUCAGAAGGAGAUUGUUUCACAAUAACCUUUAGAACCUGGAGACAAAAGAAACAAUUUCAAUUCCGUUUUGGAGACCCUGCUUUGCUUAUUUUCAUGAAAGCCUUUGAAUUCAACAGGCUAUGUUACUCUUGGCUAUUGACAAUCUGGAUUUAUGGCUGAUUUAGAGAGAACCUGAGAACCCCAUAUCUUUUGAUAUGGGGUCUGGCUCAGCAUCGCAGUGGUUGAAAUCACGUUUGUGCUGGUCCAUGCUAGCAGGAUUAUUGAAGGUGUUUAUGGAGGACUUAACUUUGGGAACAGGCAAUCCAACAAAAGCUCAUCUAAAUCUCCAGCAUUUGUGUGUGAAUACUUGUGAAUCCUUGCUUUGCUUGUCAUUUGGUCCCAGUAUCAAGUCUCUGCAUUCAGUUAACACAUUUUAAGUUAUCUAUUUCUUUGUCACAUUGUGGUCCAUCACCUCUGACAAACACCUGCAAAUGGAAUAAGGUCCAUAUGAUUUUCUGAUUAAGUGUGCAGUGUUAUUAGGAGCCUGGUCAUUGUUGAUGGUGUUUAUACAGUUAACUUUGGUAAAAGUGUGCAUAAGAAAGCUGUUCAAAAUAAUGAAACAUAUUUCUAGUGCGAUUUGCUAUGCUGAUCAAUUGGUCACUAUAAAGCAAUAAAAAAAAGCCUCUCAGUGAUUUUUUUUUUUUUUUUAUCAGACUAUUUUCAAUUUUAAGUAUUUAGACUAACCCCCAGCAGAACUCAGAAGCACAACAAGCAACACAUGAUCCUUUUGGCCCUGUUUCAGGGUCUCCCAUCCAGAGAUGGCGUAGACUUCGCUCAGGCUCAGGUGCAGAGCAUAUGUAUCAGAGGAAAAGAGGAAAUACUUACCAGCUGUGUCUGCGUGCUUCUAUGUAUGCGUGCUUCAGAGGCGUUUUAAAGUCUUAACAGAUAUUACCUGCAACUGAGGUCAAGGGGAUAGCUAAACACUUCUUUCGUCCAUUAUCAACAGACAAACCGACACCGGCUUUUAAUUAUGCAACAUGUUUUAAUUGACAAGGCGGUGGGGU